CCAUUGUUGGUGGUGGUGGACGCCGCCGCCGCUGCCGCCGCCGCCACAGCUACUCUCUCUCUCACUGUGGACGUGGCUGAGGUAACAUCAUCUGUACUGUAUUGGUGUGUUUCAGCCCACAACCAUCACUCCACUGCCUUGGAUCAUUCAUCAAUAUGGCAACAACUUGUGCACGUCCCUUAGUGGGCGUCCAUGUUGAUGGAGCUGUCUCUGGAGUGUCCGUCUCUUUACCAGCUGUAUUUCGGGCACCCAUCAGGCCAGAUGUAGUUAAUUUUGUUCAUGACCAAAUGGCAAAGAACACCCGGCAGCCAUAUGCAGUCAAUAAAGAUGCAGGUCACCAGACAUCGGCUGAAUCAUGGGGUACAGGGCGUGCUGUUGCUCGAAUUCCACGUGUACGUGGUGGUGGCACACACAGAUCUGGACAAGGUGCAUUUGGUAACAUGUGCCGUGGAGGCCGGAUGUUUGCCCCAACGAAGACAUGGCGACGUUGGCACCGCAGGAUUGGAGUAAACCAGAAGCGGUAUGCAAUGUGUUCUGCAAUUGCUGCCACCUCAAGUCCUGCACUUGUAAUGUCUAAAGGUCACAUGAUCCAGGAGAUCCCAGAAAUUCCUUUGGUUGUAUCUGACAAAGUUCAGGAGAUGACAAAGACAAAGGAAGCUGUGCUUAUGCUGAAAAAACAUCGUGCAUGGACUGAUAUUCUGAAGGUAUAUAAAAGCAAGAGGUUCCGUGCUGGCAAAGGCAAGAUGCGCAACAGACGUCGCAUCCAGCGAACUGGGCCACUUGUUAUCUACAAUAAGGAUCAGGGAUUGACCAGGGCUUUCCGUAACAUUCCUGGUGUGGACACUAUUUGCGUAGAAAAGCUCAACCUUUUGAAGCUUGCUCCUGGUGGUCAUGUUGGCAGGUUCUGCAUCUGGACAGAGUCUGCCUUCCGCAAGUUGGACUCCCUCUAUGGAACUUGGCGUAAGGAGUCAAGGAAGAAGAAGAAUUACAAUCUUCCAAUGCCCAAGAUGACUAACACAGAUUUGGCUAGAAUUUUAAAAUCUGAUGAAAUCCAAUUAGCCAUCAGAGCUCCAAAUAAAACUGUGAUUCGUCGGAAGAUAAAGAAGAACCCACUAUCAAACCGCCAUGCCCUUCUACAUCUCAAUCCAUUUGCUCGAGUUGAAAAGAAAGCAGCAAUAUUAGAGGAAAAGAAGCGAAUUGAAGCAAAGAAAGCAAUUGAAACUAAGAAAGCUGCAGCUAAAAAAUAGGCUUGCAGUGGUUCAGCUGGUUAUCAACAUUUGCAGUUGCUAAAUAAAACUUUUUAAAGAA
Cherax quadricarinatus is the source of this 1308-nucleotide messenger RNA. It is a transcript of the gene RpL4, whose product is annotated as ribosomal protein L4. Lineage: Eukaryota; Metazoa; Arthropoda; Malacostraca; Decapoda; Parastacidae. The record is from RefSeq and is a predicted model, not a curated record. Gene Ontology annotation, cellular component: ribosome; cytosolic large ribosomal subunit. Gene Ontology annotation, biological process: translation. Gene Ontology annotation, molecular function: RNA binding; structural constituent of ribosome.